Molecule: messenger RNA, 1821 nt
Organism: Trichoderma breve
Lineage: Eukaryota; Fungi; Ascomycota; Sordariomycetes; Hypocreales; Hypocreaceae
Product: DEAD/DEAH box helicase domain-containing protein
Exons: 3
Coding region: 1-1821 (606 amino acids)
Cellular component (GO): nucleolus
Molecular function (GO): nucleic acid binding; ATP binding; RNA helicase activity
Source: RefSeq, a predicted model, not a curated record
AUGGCUCCUGGAAAGGUUCCCGUAAAGAGAGACCCCAGAGCUUGGGAUGCUCUGACUCCUCCUUUGGCGGAAUGGAUCCUCGAUGCCGUAUCCAGCAUGGGGUUCAAGCAGAUGACACCGGUGCAGGCUGCGACUAUGCCGCAGUUUCUGGGUAACAAGGAUGUAGUAGUUGAGGCCGUCACUGGUAGCGGAAAGACACUCGCAUUCUUGAUUCCCAUAGUUCAGAGACUAUUGCGCUUGGAUGAACCGACUAAGAAGCAUCAUAUUGGUGCAAUCGUCAUUUCGCCCACGCGAGAACUCGCCGCACAGAUUCAUACAGUCCUUCUAUCCCUCCUCGAAUUCCAUGCGCCCUCCGCUGAGAUACUACCACACCUGAAAGGCGAAGAAAAGCGACCCAGCAGCGCCGUGCCCGCCAUUGUCCCGCACCCAAACCUUAUAAUAUCCUCUCCUGGUCGUCUUGUCGAGUUGCUGGCCUCUCCCCACGUUCACAUUGACCAGUCGUUUGAGGCGCUUGUGCUCGAUGAGGCCGAUCGGCUACUCGAUCUUGGCUUCAAGCAGGACCUCCAGACCAUUCUUUCGCAUCUCCCCAAGCAGCGACGAACGGGCCUGUUUAGUGCCAGUGUUAGCGAGGCCGUUGGCGAGAUUAUUCGAGUUGGACUUCGCAAUCCGGUCAAGAUUGAGGUCAAGGUCAAGAUGAAGGAUGGUGGAGUUGUCGAGGAUAGAAGGAUUCCUGCAAGUCUGCAGAUGUCCUACCUUGUUACCCCGGCUAGCCAUAAGCUGCCAGCCUUGGCACAGCUGUUGGAGCGCCUUCCCGUGCGACCUCAGAAAAGCAUCGUCUUUCUGUCUACAUGUGCCGCUGUGGACUAUUUCCAACACACCCUUCCGCAAAUAUUACCACAGGGAUUUUCAUUGGUGCCUUUGCACGGCAAGCAUCCAGCUAAAGUGCGCGAGAAGAACUUCAACCGCUUCCUGACUUCUGUCUCUCCUACAGUUCUGUUGACAACAGACUUGGCGGCGCGUGGUUUGGAUAUCCCUCAAGUCGACUUGGUUGUUCAGGUCGACGCCCCUUCAGAUCCCAAGGUAUUCAUCCAUAGGAGUGGGCGAGCCGGUCGUGCUGGUAGAAAGGGACUGGCUGUGGUGAUGCUUCAUCCUGGACACGAAGAAGACUACGCAAAAUUUCUAGAGAUUCGCCAAACCCCUAUUACACCCUUACUGAAACCUUCAAUUUCCGUGACGGAAGAUGAGGCUCAAAGUACGACGUCAAAAUUCCGAGCAUUACUCCAGGCGGAUCGUGCAAUUCACGACAAAGCCCAGAAAGCUUUCGUCAGCUGGGUCCGCAGUUACGGAGCACACCAAGCGACUUCCAUAUUCAGAGUUGCCGACCUGGACUGGACAGAUCUUGGACAUGCAUGGGGGCUUCUCCGUCUUCCCAGGAUGCCUGAGUUGAGAACAUGGACUGGAGAUAAGAUGCUGGGAGUUGAAAUGGAUUGGGAUACAUUUGCGUAUAAAGAUGCAGCACGGGAAAAGGCUAGACAAGAGGCCAUGAUGGCCGAUAAAUCAGGAGAGACGGAAAAGAAGGCGGCUGAGGCUAAGCGGAAGAGGAAGAACAACGAGGCAUGGAGCGGAAAGCAUGAGCAAGAGGAGCUCCGGACCGAGAGAAGAGAGAAGAGACACAAGAAGACAGAAGCCAAGAUGACAGCCAAGAUGACAGACGAAGAGAAGGUCAAGCAGGCUGAGCUGAAGGAGCUUAUCAGGCAGGUCAGAGAACAGAAUCUAGCGAAGGCAGCAGCCCAGGAAGAGGAGUUUGAAGGCUUUGAUUAA